UUCUGGGAAAAUGAAUUAAUUUUCGAGGCAGCCAAACAAGGCGCUUCGCAGUAUUCCCCAGAGGCAUACCCGCCAUUAUUAUAACUAACGUAGCUGAAACUGCUAAUUUACUUAUCAAAUCUCCACUUGAUCUCAGGUGAGUCUCAAGUGAGUGAGAUCUAGGGUUUCGGAUUGGCCGAUCACCUUCCAUUCCCUGCACCAUCUCCACAUUCUUCCCUCUCUUCCUCACUGCUGCAAUGGCCGGCGUGAGCGGUCGGACUGGUGUUCGCGUCGUCGUGGUCGGAGACCGCGGCACCGGAAAAUCGAGCUUGAUUUCCACGGCCGCCACCGAGACUUUCCCGGAGACUGUCCAGCCGGUCUUGCCGCCGACUCGCCUUCCCGCGGAUUUCUAUCCGGAUCGCGUUCCUGUUACGAUCAUCGAUACUUCAUCAAGCUUGGAGCAUAGAGCUAAGCUGGCAGAAGAAUUGAAGCGAGCUGAUGCUGUAGUGCUAACGUAUUCCUGCGAUAAUACUAACCUUUCUCGACCUAUCACUUUCUGGCUCCAUGAACUUCGCCGGCUAGAGGUGAGGGCACCAGUAAUUGUUGUGGGUUGCAAGCUAGAUUUGCGAGAUGAGCGUCAACGGAUAAGUUUAGAGCAGGUGAUGUCUCCAAUAAUGCAACAGUUUAGGGAGAUUGAGACUUGUAUAGAAUGUUCCGCAGCUUCCCAGGUUCAGGUCCCUGAUGUCUUCUAUUAUGCUCAAAAAGCAGUUCUUCAUCCUACGGCCCCAUUGUUUGAUCAAGAGACACAGACUUUAAAACCCCGGUGCAUUAGGGCACUAAAAAGGAUAUUUAUCCUUUGUGAUCGUGAUAUGGAUGGUGCUUUGAGUGAUGCAGAACUGAAUGAAUUUCAGGUUCAGUGUUUCAAUGCUCCACUACAACCUGCUGAAAUAGUGGGUGUCAAGAGGGUUGUACAAGAAAAGUUGCCUGAUGGAGUCAACCACCUUGGUCUUACCUUGUCUGGGUUCCUUUUUCUCCAUGCUCUUUUCAUAGAAAAAGGGCGACUUGAGACAACAUGGACUGUCUUGAGGAAAUUUGGAUAUGAUGAUGCUAUUAAACUGAGUGGGAGUUUUCUUCCCGUUCCAGCCAAGCGAGCUCCUGAUCAGAGUGUGGAGUUGACAAGCGAAUCUUUGGAGUUCUUAAAGAGGGUCUUCAAUCUGUUCGACAUUGAUAAUGAUGGAGCCCUACGGCAUGAUGAUCUUGAUGAUCUAUUUUCAACUGCACCAGAAAGUCCUUGGCACGAAGCUCCAUACAGGGAUGCUGCAGAGAGAACAGCAAUGGGGGCUUUAUCACUUAAUGGGUUUCUUUCUGAGUGGGCCCUUAUGACCCUAUUGGACCCAGCAAGUAGCUUGGCUAAUUUGAUAUACAUUGGAUAUGCUGGUGAUCCGUCUUCAGCACUUCGUGCUACUCGGAGAAGAUCGUUAGAUCGAAAGAAACGACAAACAGAAAGAAAUGUUUUUCAAUGUGUUGUUUUUGGACCCAAAAAUGCGGGAAAGUCUUCAUUGCUGACCUCCUUUUUAGGAAGGCCUUUCUCAGGCAAUUAUACUUCAACAGUUGAUGAACGUUAUGCAACAAAUGGUAUUGAUGAGCUUCAGGGAACUAGGAAGACUCUUAUAUUGCGAGAAAUCCCAGAAGACAGAUUUAAAAAAUUUCUUUCUAAUAAGCAAUCUUUGGCAGCCUGUGAUGCAGCAAUAUUUGUCUAUGACAGUUCAGAUGAACUUUCAUGGAGAAGAGCAACAGAACUGCUUGUAGAAGUUGCCAGGCAAGGAGAAGAGACCGGGUUUGGGGUCCCAUGCCUUCUUGUUGCAGCUAAGUACGACCUUGAUCCAUUUCCGAUGGCGGCACAAGAUUCAGCAAAGGUUUGUCAGGAGAUGGGAAUAGAGUCACCUAUUCCUGUCAGUGUGAAGUCGGGAGACCUGAAUAAUUUAUUCUGUAGAAUUAUACGUGCUGCUGGACACCCUCAUUUAAGCAUUCCUGAGACAGAAACUGGGAGAAAACACAAGCAAUACCGCCAGCUUGUUAAUCACUCUCUCAUGUUAUUUUCGGUUGGGGCCGCCAUUGCAGUUGUUGGACUGGCUGCUUAUCGUACCUAUGCUGCAAGGAAGAAUACCUCCAGUUAGGUAUCAAGAUCUGCCCAUAAAUCAAUCGCAACUUAAAUAAAUUAGUAGAUUUUCUCUAGACACUUGUCUCUGUUCACUCCUUGACCUUGUUUGCCAUUCUCUAGACAUAAAAUUGUAGAGUAUUUGCAAUUCUCUUCCAUGCCAAUCUUACCAUUUUCCAUCAUCAAUGGUCUAUUCUAGUUCAAAUUAACAUCAUCUCCCCUAUAAACCUCUCGUUUGUACCUUUAUAGAGUGGUAGAAUCCUUUUCAUGCUGGCUGUCAUGCCAAUGGAUUUUUGUUCUUAAAUCUACCAGGUCAUUUAUUAUUUCUGUCA
Molecule: messenger RNA, 2469 nt
Organism: Vitis riparia (riverbank grape)
Lineage: Eukaryota; Viridiplantae; Streptophyta; Magnoliopsida; Vitales; Vitaceae
Product: mitochondrial Rho GTPase 2
Exons: 14
Coding region: 237-2156 (639 amino acids)
Biological process (GO): mitochondrion organization; small GTPase-mediated signal transduction
Cellular component (GO): mitochondrial outer membrane
Molecular function (GO): GTPase activity; GTP binding; calcium ion binding
Source: RefSeq, a predicted model, not a curated record